Cooperia oncophora is the source of this 357-nucleotide messenger RNA. Lineage: Eukaryota; Metazoa; Nematoda; Chromadorea; Rhabditida; Trichostrongylidae. The record is from the annotation of a GenBank genome assembly.
GUUACCCUUCAGCCUGUCCUCGUCACGCAUCUCGCGGGAAACGGCACUACAAAGUCUCGCCUCGUGCAGGUGGAACCAUCUGCUGAACUCACCAAAGAAGUUAAAGCACAUUUCAGUGGCGCUAGAGUGAAGAAGGAUCUAUGGACGGACAAUCCACUUAAUCCUUUUGGAAUAAUGUCGUUUCUACCAACCCUGAAGCGCAUGGUGUAUAGGUCAAUGUCAGAUAUCCUUGACGACAAGAAACUUCUGCAACAACUAGAAGCGGAAAAAUUCGAUGUCGUUAUUACUGAACUUUUCGACUUCAUUGGUUUAGGUAGGUUAUGUCAUCAUACACAUCCAGAUACGGAAUAUGCAUAA